Silurus meridionalis is the source of this 1313-nucleotide messenger RNA. It is a transcript of the gene gjb1a, whose product is annotated as gap junction protein beta 1a. The record is from RefSeq and is a predicted model, not a curated record. Gene Ontology annotation, cellular component: connexin complex. The coding region runs from base 220 to 936 and encodes 238 amino acids. Lineage: Eukaryota; Metazoa; Chordata; Actinopteri; Siluriformes; Siluridae. Gene Ontology annotation, biological process: cell communication. The transcript has 2 exons.
UGUGUGUGUGUGUGUGUGUGUGUGUGCGCGCGCACGUGCAGUUCUUGAGAAAGAGAGUUCUGAUCCACCCGCCACUGCUGGAUCAGAACACACACACACACACACACACACACACACACACAGAGAGAGAGAGAGAUGGAGAGUGUGUGUGACUGAUGUGGUUGAUUCUCCAUCAGGAAGCACAGACACUAACAUCAUCUACAGUGACGCUCAGAGAGGAUGAACUGGGCGACGUUCUACGCAGUGAUAAGUGGUGGGAGUCGUAACUCCACGGCUCUGGGGCGGGUGUGGCUCUCAGUGCUGUUCAUGUUCCGCGUGUUGGUGUUGGUGGUGGCGGCAGAGAGCGUGUGGAGCGACGAACGUGAGCAGUUCACAUGUAACACGCAGCAGCCAGGUUGCAACAGCGUGUGCUACGACCACUUCUUUCCCAUUUCACAUACCCGCCUGUGGACACUGCAGCUCAUCCUGGUGGCCAGCGCUGCUCUGCUGGUACACAUGCACAUCGUGCACCGAAAACACUUGCAGAAGAAGCUGCGGCGCUGCCAUAUGGGUCCAGGCGAGCUGGAGCGGAUUGGUGCACGGGCCACGGAGAUCACCGGCGCCAUCUGGUGGACCUACAUCCUCAGCCUGUUGGUGCGUGUUGCCUUCGAGUCGGCCUUCCUCUACCUGUUCUACGCAAUCUACCCUGGCUACAGGAUGUUCCGCCUGGUCAAAUGUGAUGCCUACCCCUGUCCCAACACCGUUGACUGUUUUGUCUCACGUCCCACAGAGAAAACCAUCUUCACCAUCUUCAUGUUGUCCAUCUCAGGAGUGUGUGUCCUCCUCAACAUCGCGGAGAUUGUUUUCCUCAUCGCCCGUGCUGUCAGCAAACACCUCAACUCCAGCGACCAGGUGCACAUGGGAGCCUGGAUCAGCCACAAACUCUUCUCCUACUAGACACAUGCUUUAUUUUGAAGAAACACAUCCACACUCGCAAACACACACUAACACACCCAAGCCCACUAUGACACACACUUACAUUCUAUUUUUUCUUGAUUUGGGUGAAUAAACUCUGUGCUCCACGUAUUUGAGGUUUCACAUAAAAAGCAUUGAGUAAUUAAUAGUAAUGAUGCUCCAAAUUUGCAAUUGAGUGAAAAAAUGUAAUCUAAGCUCCAACUGAUUAGGGUCCGUAUAUAGGCAGCCAGCUAAUGCUAAAGGUCUUUUCCCACAAUGCAUUGCAGUAAAUUAAUCUUACAAAACAGCUUUGGAUCUUGAAUGAGACAUCUGAUGUAAUUUAAUUUACAUAUGCUAAUUAAUAAAAAAUUCCUGACUUA